This is a messenger RNA of Gamsiella multidivaricata, 540 nucleotides long. RefSeq lists its product as uncharacterized. Lineage: Eukaryota; Fungi; Mortierellomycota; Mortierellomycetes; Mortierellales; Mortierellaceae. The transcript is spliced from 2 exons. The coding region runs from base 1 to 540 and encodes 179 amino acids. Gene Ontology annotation, biological process: maturation of SSU-rRNA from tricistronic rRNA transcript (SSU-rRNA, 5.8S rRNA, LSU-rRNA). The record is from RefSeq and is a predicted model, not a curated record. Gene Ontology annotation, cellular component: 90S preribosome; nucleolus.
AUGUUCUCGUUUCUCCAAUAUAGACCGAUGGAGGUCGGAUCAAAAAAACCAGUGGGACGUUUCCGUCAAGUUGUGGAAGUGCCUAGCGCCAAACGCCGCGAUCCAAGAUUCGAUAGUUUGAGCGGAAAACUGGACACGGAUCUGUUCGAAAAGUCAUAUUCAUUCUUGAAGGACUAUCAGGCGGAUGAAAUGAAAAAAUUGCGUGAGCUGAUCAAGAAGGAACGGGAUCUCGACAUGAAGGAAAAGCUACAGAAGCAAUUGAGCCGCAUGGUCGAUCGUCAAGCAACCGAGGAUGCACAGAAGAGGAGACAGGAGAUCAAGCGGGAACACAAGCGCAAGGAGAAGGAGCUGAUCGCCAAGGGCAAGAACCCUUUCUUCUUGAAGAAGUCGGACCAAAAGAAGCUGGAGCUGAUCGACAAGUUCCAGCACCUCAAGGAGAACCCCAAGGCACUGGCUCGAGCUAUGGAGAAGAGGAGAAAGAGGAAUUCGGCCAAGGAGAAGACGAAGAUCUUGGGAGCAAAGCGUCGAAGGAUCGACUGA